AUCAAUCGUCAUGGCAGAAGCUCAAGAUGACAAACUAACGCCUUCUGUCAGUGAUCCGAUGGAAGACGGAAAGAUCAACGACACGGAGGCAACGCCAAACGCCACGGACGAAACGCCGGCGGCUUCAACAGCAUCAAAGAAAAAGAGAAAAAAGAAGAAAGACAAAAAAUCGACAGAAACCGACGGUGGUGGAGAAGCUCAGGCUCGCCAGAGUGGCGCCAGUGCAGAAGACGAAGUGAAAAAACUGCAAAGUAUGAUAACGAAGAUGUCAGCGGGAAGUGGACCUCAACGCAGCGCCCCACGCACUCACGAAGAGGCCCAGACAAAGACUUAUUCGUUUUGGAAGACUCAGCCUGUGCCUCAAAUCGAUGAGAAAGUUACGACCAAUGAGGCUAUUGAGCCUGACAAAACAGACAUCAGGCAAGAGCCUUUGACUCUUCCCGACAAUUUCAAGUGGGACACACUUGACAUCAGCAAGCCAGAAGUGUUGGAGGAGUUGUAUGUGCUGUUGAGAGACAACUAUGUAGAGGACGAUGAUAAUAUGUUCCGAUUUGACUACUCAAAGGAUUUCUUAUUAUGGGCCUUGAAACCACCCGGUUGGAAACUAGAAUGGCACUGUGGUGUCCGAGCAUCAACCAACAACAAACUGACCUGCUUCAUCAGUGCAAUACCCGUCUUGAUGAGAAUCCAAGACAAAGAAAAGAAAAUGGUUGAAAUCAAUUUUUUGUGUGUACACAAGAGGAUGAGGUCGAAGCGUGUGGCUCCGGUUCUGAUACGAGAGAUUACACGGAGAGUUCACGUGAAUGGUAUAUUCCAGGCUGUUUACACUGCGGGGGUUGUGCUGCCAAAGCCUCUUGCAGCGUGCAAGUAUUGGCAUAGGUCACUGAAUCCAAAGAAACUCAUCGAUGUUCGUUUCUCUCAACUGUCAAGAAACAUGACUAUGCAGCGAACCAUCAAACUUUAUAAAUUGCCACCAGAACCUAAGACUCCUGGAGUAAGACCAUUCAAAGCUAAAGAUGUUGCCCAAGCAACCGUGCUCUUGAACGAGUAUCUUAAAAAUUGUGCAUUUGCCCCUAUAUUUUCACAAGAAGAGAUAGCUCAUUGGCUGUUGCCAAAAGAAGACGUGGUUUACUGCUAUGUAGUUGAGAAUGCUAAAGGUCAAUUAACCGAUAUGUUCAGUUACUAUGCUCUCUCAUCAUCAGUAAUGCAUCAUCCUGAACACAAAACUCUUAGGGCUGUCUAUGCGUUCUACUAUGUGUCAACAGCUACUACUGUUGCUGAUCUAUUUCAGGAUGCUCUCAUUUUAGCAAACAAAGAUGGAUACGACGUAUUCAAUGCAUUGGAUCUGAUGAAGAAUGGCGAGUUUCUGGAGAAACUGAAGUUCGGGAAAGGAGAUGGCAAUCUACAGUAUUAUCUCUACAAUUGGCGUUGUCCUACUUUAGAGUCAGACCAGGUCGGCCUGGUGUUGCUAUGAGACUGCAAAUAGAUCUUUUAGACGUAGAAUUUUGCAUGAUCAUUGCACAACAACAGUGUCACUACAGUGUUGGUUUUGUGAAUAUCAAUUUGUCACGAAUAUUUGAGUUGUGGUGGUCAC
This is a messenger RNA of Corticium candelabrum, 1594 nucleotides long. Its product is annotated as glycylpeptide N-tetradecanoyltransferase 2-like. Bases 11 to 1474 code for a protein of 487 amino acids. Gene Ontology annotation, molecular function: glycylpeptide N-tetradecanoyltransferase activity. The record is from RefSeq and is a predicted model, not a curated record. Gene Ontology annotation, cellular component: cytoplasm. NCBI's taxonomy places the organism in Eukaryota, Metazoa, Porifera, Homoscleromorpha, Homosclerophorida, Plakinidae. Gene Ontology annotation, biological process: N-terminal peptidyl-glycine N-myristoylation. The transcript is spliced from 12 exons.